UCUUCUCAAUUUUCCCAAAUUUAGGACACGAAAACUGCACAUUCCACCAUGAUCUGGAGCUGGACCACAAACCGUCAACCCGGGAGGAACUUCUGCCGUUGAUGUCCAAAUCGUACCGGAGUUUGCUGCGAAGCCUCGGAGAGGAUCCAGAACGACAGGGUUUGCUGAAAACGCCGGAACGUGCGGCCAAAGCCAUGCUGUUCUUCACCAAAGGAUAUGAUCAGAGUUUGGAGGAGGCUCUCAACGGUGCCGUUUUCGACGAGGAUCACGACGAGAUGGUGGUGGUCAAGGACAUCGAAAUGUUCUCGAUGUGCGAACACCAUCUGGUGCCGUUCUACGGGAAAGUUUCCAUCGGCUAUCUGCCCUGCAAGAAGAUCCUGGGCCUGAGCAAACUGGCCAGAAUUGUGGAAAUUUUCUCCCGCCGGCUGCAGGUUCAGGAACGUUUGACCAAGCAAAUUGCCGUGGCCGUGACCCAGGCAGUGCAACCAGCAGGAGUUGCUGUCAUCAUCGAGGGAGUUCACAUGUGCAUGGUGAUGCGGGGCGUUCAGAAGAUCAACAGCAAGACGGUCACCUCGACGAUGUUGGGAGUGUUCCGGGAUGAUCCGAAAACCCGAGAGGAAUUCCUCACGUUGUGCAACAAUAAAUAGAAGAACGCACUUUCCCUGCCAACGAACUUCCGGCUCCAGCUGAAAUUCCGUUAAUCGUACUGCACACCGCCGCUGUUUUUACCUUCCGGAAAAAAUGGAACAAAUAAUCGUCUGUCAAAAAUUUGAGCCGGUUGAAAAAAGAAAAACAAAAGAUAAAAUCAAAAAUCAAUAAGGCAGCAAACUAGUGAUAGGUUAAACGUAUAAACGUAUUUUCGAUCGAACUUUUUUUACUCGGCAAGGUCCCGCCAUAACGAAACAAAAAAAAACACAUUUUACUGUUCUUAUUAUACAUGUACGUGUGCAUGUUGUUAUUAUUGUUGUGCUAUUGUAAGUUAAAACUCUGAAUGUUGGAAAGUGAUUGUUGAAAGUUUAAGCCUGAAUUUGGGAAUCAAUAAAAAUAUACAGUUACGAAACGAUAUCCACUUAUAUGAAUAGUAAAACGAAAAAAGGAAAGUUGAAAACGAUUGUUAGCAACAAAUACAAGUGAAAGAAAAAAAAAUAUGAAUGAUAGAAACUCUUUUCAAAGGGGCCAAAAAACAAAACUCAAUAUACAAAACAAUACUAUGAUAAAUAAAUAAAAAAAAAAGAACCAAUAUGCAAUCACUUCGUGUGCAGCAACCAAACAAGGGAUAUUUUCGGCAAUAUAUGCAAACUUAACAAUGAGAUACGGUUUUUAGCAAUGCGAUGUAUUUUAGAAACAAUAUUAUGCUGUGUUGUUCAGAAUAGCAGAAAUGAUACAUCAGAAUAACGAACAACAUUCAUCGAUAUACAGUGUUCUUUCUAUUAAGAUCAAUAAAGCAAAAAUAUUUAAAAAUACUUUCUUUGAA
Molecule: messenger RNA, 1474 nt
Organism: Uranotaenia lowii
Lineage: Eukaryota; Metazoa; Arthropoda; Insecta; Diptera; Culicidae
Gene: Pu
Product: GTP cyclohydrolase 1
Exons: 5
Coding region: 102-647 (181 amino acids)
Biological process (GO): tetrahydrobiopterin biosynthetic process; tetrahydrofolate biosynthetic process
Cellular component (GO): cytoplasm
Molecular function (GO): zinc ion binding; GTP cyclohydrolase I activity; GTP binding
Source: RefSeq, a predicted model, not a curated record